AUGCUAUAUAUUCACGCGACGAUAAUCACCGUCGAUGCAACUCGACGCAUUAUUGAGGAUGGAGCCAUCCUUGUCAAGAAGAAUACGAUUGCAGCUAUCGACAAGACUGUCAGUUUGCUUGGGAGAUACCCCCACGAAAAGCAGUAUGAUCUUGCUGGAUGCAUUGUGAUCCCAGGGCUUAUCUCUACCCAUAUUCAUGUUAUUCAAACACUGUUACGAGGCACGGCUGAUAAUCGCAACAAGGAGGCAUGGCUGUCGGAACGGAUCAAACUGCUGCAGAGAGGCAUGACCCAGGCAGACGCCCGGGUAUCAGCAAGUUUAACAAUAGCGGAAAUGUUGAAGUCUGGGACUACUUGCUUCCUGGAAUGUCUGUUCUUCCCUAGCCUUGGGUUCGACGGACUUUGCGAAACCGUGCAGGAUAGCGGGAUCCGAGCAUGUUUGGCCCAUACUUCGCUUCAGGGACUCAAGCCGGUCGGAGAGACGGAUCUCGGCCAUGAAAUGCUGUCAGACGUCUUGAUGUCGUGGAAGAAAUGGAACGGAGCCGCGAAUGAUCGCAUCCGACAAAGUGCCGUGUCACAUUCCAGUGGCAUCCGAACGACUAUCCACCUCGCCGAAAGCAGACAGGAUGCCAAGUACCUCUCCUCUCAGGGCCACACGGCCGCUUCAUAUGCUCAGGCUGUCGGCCUGUUAUCUCCAUCCACGGUACUAGCUCAUACCGUGUAUGUGGAUAAAACACGGGACAUUCCUUUGAUUGCUUCCGCCGGCGCUCAUAUCUCCCACUGUCCUACCUCAAACUCCAAGCUGGCUUCAGGCAUUAGUCCUUUGCCAGACCUUUUAUCGGCAGGGGUUAAUGUCAGCCUUGGAACUGACGGGGCUGCAUGCAAUAAUACAUGUGACAUGUUUCUAGAGAUGAGGUUGGCAGCCAUUGUUCAUAAUAGACCCGAGGACCCUGCACCAAUCCGUGCCGAAACAGUGCUGGAGAUGGCCACGAUCAACGGAGCGAAAGCUUUGGGACUGGACAAUAUCACCGGCAGCCUGCAGGUGGGUAAAAGAGCAGAUUUCGUGGCCAUAAAUACCCAGAAAGCCCCCUUACAACCCUGCAUUGACCCGGUAAGCAAUGUUGUUUAUGCGACUACAGGGAGGGAUGUUCAUGUGGUGGUGGUCGAUGGGCAGCUGGUGGUGGAACGCGGGGAGUUACUGUCGAUGGAUGAGGGGACAAUCUUGAAAGCUGCGAAGCACGCAAUCUAUAAGUUACUACAGAGAACGGGUUUGCAGGAAGAUUCGGGUCCUCUUUGGCCUGUGUAUUAGUCAAAGGCUCUCCUGGCCUUUCAAUGGAAGAAAAAAC
Aspergillus alliaceus is the source of this 1345-nucleotide messenger RNA. Its product is annotated as amidohydrolase family protein. The record is from RefSeq and is a predicted model, not a curated record. NCBI's taxonomy places the organism in Eukaryota, Fungi, Ascomycota, Eurotiomycetes, Eurotiales, Aspergillaceae. Bases 1 to 1308 code for a protein of 435 amino acids. Gene Ontology annotation, molecular function: hydrolase activity, acting on carbon-nitrogen (but not peptide) bonds. The transcript has 3 exons.